Leptomonas pyrrhocoris is the source of this 2816-nucleotide messenger RNA. RefSeq names its product putative mitochondrial translation initiation factor IF-2. The record is from RefSeq and is a predicted model, not a curated record. The coding region runs from base 606 to 2816 and encodes 736 amino acids. Gene Ontology annotation, biological process: translational initiation. The transcript has a single exon. Lineage: Eukaryota; Euglenozoa; Kinetoplastea; Trypanosomatida; Trypanosomatidae. Gene Ontology annotation, molecular function: GTP binding; translation initiation factor activity; GTPase activity.
GUGGAGAGGGGAAAAAGAAACCGUGUUCCUGCACUCCUUUGUUUUCUCUUUACAUAGAGGAAAUCGAAGCAAUUACGGUUACGUAUAGGACCUCGAGUGAAUAAACUUACGUAGAUUCCUUAGUCACAGCUUAUCUCUCUUAUCAUUGGAUACGUUAUUAUUGUCGCUGAAGCGCGAGUGGUGGUAUUCAUUUAGUGGAAAGAACUCGCAUCUUUUUUCCCUCUGUUUUACAUCUUUUGUGUUUUUUCUUUCUUUUCCCAACUUUCUGUUGUUGGCCCAUGUGGAGAAGCAGCUCUCUCUUGCUACGGCGGCUCCCAAACGAGGUGGCCGUCGUGGCUUCGACCGCAUCGGCGUCCGGCUGCAGUGGCGCCAACAAUUACCACCACCACCACAACUCCGUCAGCGCGCUCCCUCCUCGGUCCAACCCUUUCCGUUUUUCGAGCGCCGACCCGCUCUCCUCCUGCCCCCUCCUCAGCCGCCACCGACUGGUCGCACCGCCGACCCUCUGCGUCGCCCGCCGCCGUCAGUCACAGAGCUCACCAGGCAGAGUUAGCACCCAGUGGCAGGAAGGGGAGGUGGACCCGCGCUACUCCUCGGAGGGCAACAUGCGCAGGCUCAACCCUGACACGAUGCCGCACUACGUCAAGUCGACGAUCCAAAAAGACCGCCGCGAAAUGGGCCUCGCUGAGGUCUUUGACUGGGGAGAGUUUGCGAAGGACGCCGUCUACAUCCCAACCCGCUCUGGUCCGCUGUGGGUCGGCAGCGACGACCCCCGUGCCUCGAGGUUGGUGCGGCGCAAGGAGAAGAUGAAGCGGAAGCCGCUGCAGCGCACCCGGCGGAAGCCCGGCCCGGACCCGGCCAAGGCGCUGGAGGACCACCCCCUCCGCGAGUACUUCACGACCCCCACAAACCUGCGCGACCCCCUCAGCGUCGCCAUGGGGCUGCACCGUGCUGGGCGCAUCCGCGAGUACGACAUCAAGCACACGGCGGCCAAGAUUGAGUACAUCGCCCGGCCGCCGAUUGUCUCCAUCAUGGGCCACGUCGAUCACGGCAAGACGACGCUGCUCGACCACCUGCGCCGCACGAACGUCGCGGCAGGCGAGGCGGGCGGCAUCACGCAGAACGUCGGCGCUUUCCAGGUCAAGACCCCCGACGGGCACUCCAUCACGUUUAUCGACACACCCGGCCACGCCGCUUUUACGGCGAUGCGCGAGGUCGGGGCGGCGGCGAACGACAUGAUUAUUCUGAUCGUGUCCGCGGUGGACGGCGUGCAGCCGCAGACGCGCGAGGUGAUCGAGAUCGCGCAGCGGCAAGGGACGCCGAUGCUGGUCGCCAUUACGAAGAUCGACCGCCAGCCGGACUGCGACUACAUCAAGGAACAGCUGCGCACCUGCAACGUGGAGCUGGAGGAAGACGGCGGCGACACCCAACUCGUGAAGAUCUGCGCCAAGGACGGCCGUGGCAUUCCCGACCUGCUCGAGGCGAUUCAGCUGCAGGCGGAGCUGAGCGAAAUCUCCACACCGACGCCGAGCCGGACGGAGUUGUACGUGUUGGAGUCGCGCAACUUGGGAGUGACGGAGGUGGCGGCGGUGGUGCACUGCGGCACCGUCCAGCCCGGCCAGGUCUUCGUCUCCGGCACCAUCUACGGCACAGUAAAGCGCGUCUUAGACGACCACGCCACCACGCUGGGCUCCGCUGGGCCCUCCGUGCCGGUCGUGUUGCAAGGGAUUCGUGUGCCACCGAAGCCCGGUUCCAUCCUCAUGCAGGUCAGCAGCGAACAACACGCGGAGAAGUUCAGCUGCUUUAUGCGUGAGGUCUACUCGGUCGAGGGUGGUCGCGAGAACUAUCUGCAGCUGCUGAACCAAGAACGGCGGGGCAACAUAGAGGGUCGCAAGCCGGACAACAACCUCGUGCGCGCCUACAGCACAAAGGCCUUUCUUUUGUGCGUCAAGGCGGCGACGUUCGGCAUGCUGCAGGCCGUGCUGAAAAUGGUCUACGAGCUGCCUCGACUGGAGGGCGUGUCGAUGGAGGUGAAGGUGACGGAGGUGGGGGGCCUGACGAAUCAAGAUAUCGCCUUUAUUGGGGCCUCGGGUCAACCAGGCUGCGUGCUGCUCUUUGGCGACUGCAAGGAUUCCAACAGUCUUGACGUGCCGAGCCACGUGAGCGUCGUCCGCUUCAACGUCCUCUACCACGGCAUCGACGAGCUCAAGCGGAUCCUGGUUGAAGCCCUGCCCAAGAUCGAGAAGACGCGCGUGCUGGCAACCGCGGAGUGUCUGCAAACGUUUAAAGCUUCGCAAGCCGGGCGUGCAGGUAACGCCGGUGGAAUGAAGGUGACCAGUGGCACGCUGGACGUGUCGCACCUGACCUGCCGCGUCAUCCGCAAGCACCAGAACAUGAAGGCGAAGCUGGCCGCCGCGGUGUCCGCCAACAAGGGCAGCGUCUCUACCAACGUCCUCGACGAGGACGAGUCGGUGGUGCGGGAGGUGGUGUACGAAGGUCAGAUGAAGGAACUGCGGCGCUUCAAGGAGCUCGUGCCGACGGUGGAGACCGGGUUGGAAUGCGGCGUGGUGCUCUUCGACGACUUCUCCUUCCGCGUGGGGGAUGUGUUUGAGCAGUACGAGAUGUACGAAGAGAGCCGCGAUGUCGCCGAGGAGUUCGAGGCUGCAGAGAAGCGGGAGAAGAUCCUGCGUGAGCAAGCUGUGGUGCAGGCGCGCAUGGAGGAAGAGGCGGCGGCGGCGUCCGCGGAGGUCACCCAGAAGAGCAACGAGCUGCACGAGAAGCUUACGGCUGCUGCCGCGGCAGUAGCAAGAGCGUGA